This is a messenger RNA of Kockovaella imperatae, 1894 nucleotides long. RefSeq names its product P-loop containing nucleoside triphosphate hydrolase protein. The record is from RefSeq and is a predicted model, not a curated record. NCBI's taxonomy places the organism in Eukaryota, Fungi, Basidiomycota, Tremellomycetes, Tremellales, Cuniculitremaceae. Gene Ontology annotation, cellular component: nucleus; chromosome. The coding region runs from base 251 to 1795 and encodes 514 amino acids. Gene Ontology annotation, biological process: meiotic recombination checkpoint signaling; reciprocal meiotic recombination. Gene Ontology annotation, molecular function: ATP hydrolysis activity; ATP binding. The transcript has 11 exons.
UUCACGAUCGUGUGACACGCUAUAAGCAGCUGGAGGUAGGUCGGUCACGGUGGUUCCGUCAAGGGAGAUCGAUCCCAAUUGCCACGAGGCGAGAGACGCGUCGAAAGUCAAACCAAAAUCAAGAAAAGGAAGGACGAACGUCUCAUGACAGAGGGUUAGCUCAGAACAUCGUCGCUUCGUUCUUCAUCACUGCUGUUGGAUCUCUACUCGAUCAGCCCUUUAUCAGCACAACUACCAAGAGGCAGGUAUCAUGGGAUUGGCAAUGCACGAGUUUCCACCUCCACCUCGGUCGAGCAAGGAGAAAUUGGUCAACGGUACUGGCCAUGUCGAGGAUCAAGUUCCUGGUGGAUUGACACCUUCUCAUUCGAUGGACAUGGACAUUGUCGCGGAGAGCAGUACCAGCGGUAGAAUAAUACAUGAGAUGGAUGUGAAUGAGACAUACCUCCCAGUCUUACACGUGGAAGUUAGACUUCGUCCAGGAUCAAAUAUUCAGUCUGGCCAUCUUCGACAGAUUGUCUCGAGCUACAUACAAUCCAAUCAUGAUAUCCUUGUCCCUGAGACAUUACUGGAAGGCUGGGAAGACGUUGAUAUCCUUCAGAGACGAGUAGACAGGAUAUGGAUCGCAGAGCGGAGUGAUGGCUCCUCGUUACCGAUUCCAAGUUCUGACGUGGAGCUCGGAGUUUACAUCUACACGCCAACGCUGGGUGUUCAGACUGAAGAUUUUGGGGCGGAUACUGAAGACCGAGACGAGGAAGAGGGAGACCAUGUCCCCGCUGCUACGGUGAAAGAGCUUCCGGCUCCCGAUAUCGAUGGAUUAUGGGACAACCUGAUAUACUCGGACGAUCUGAAGGAACGAUUGUUACGGUACAUCUUCGCCACGAUGCGUUUUGCAGAUGCAGGAAUCGACUCGAAUGUCAUAUCGUGGAACCGAAUGGUCCUGUUACAUGGACCUCCGGGGACAGGCAAGACGAGUCUGUGUCGAGCGUUGGCACAAAAGCUCUCCAUAAGGCUGUCCGAAACAUACUUUAGAGGCAAACUUGUCGAGAUCAACUCUCAUUCACUGUUUUCAAAAUGGUUUUCAGAGUCUGGCAAGUUGGUCCAAAAGCUUUUUACAACGGUAGAAGACAUGGCUUCGGACCAGGAGACCUUUGUGGUCGUUAUGAUUGAUGAGGUCGAGAGUUUGACGGCUGCGCGAGCGGGAGCCAUGACGGGGAAUGAACCGAGCGAUGCAGUUAGGGUGGUGAAUGCUCUUUUGACCGGCUUGGAUCGGUUAAAGCCGUACAAAAACAUCCUCGUCAUGACAACCUCCAACAUUGCCGGCGCCAUUGAUCCCGCAUUCGUCGAUCGAGCCGAUAUUAAAGAGUUUGUCGACUAUCCUCCUCCCCAGGCUGUGUACAUGAUUCUUUCUGCUUGUCUAACAGAAAUAAUGGGUAAAGGGCUGGUCCAACGACAAGACAUCGCACCAUGGGCUUCGCUCGCGGGAUCUCGGAUAAACGGCGCUGGCGCGAGCGGUAUGUCUCCCAGUGCAACACUAAAGCACCUCGCUAUCCAAUGUCAUAAAUACACCCUUGCGGGAAGGUUUCUCCGACGUCUACCUGUCCUUUCUUACGCCCGAUACCUCGCUGCGACUCUCCCGCCAAGCGAUCAUCGACCAUUGCCUUUGUCUACGUGGCUCUCAGCAAUGGAACGGGUCAUACAGGAUGAACAGAGAUCCAGGACGGUCAUCGCGGAGGCUGAAGGUCAUAGAGGGGACAAAACUGGUAUCACAAAGGUCAAGGUGGAUGCAGAAAACUGAUCAUUCGUCUGCACACAUCACAUGUAUCUGCUUAGCAUCUGGGUCAUACAGCUGUAGAACUUGAUGAGUGCCUCUACUGAUGCAGUUGUCUGUGCUUUG